GCUAGCCAGUUGAUUUGUUGUGUCCCUAGUUUCAUAUAUGGAGACUCUUGCUUCACCAUCCUAUGUUGUGAUAGCAUAUGAUGCAACUAAGGAACGUGGUCAAGAUGAGCUUAAGCUCACUGUGGAUAGAAUUAGACUGAGAGGUGACAUUCUUCGUGGAGGUGAUACCCUUCUUGUGCUUGGCGUUUUGCAUAGGGUCACUCACCCCUUGGGUUACCAGGCCAAGGCAUGUGCUGAUAAUUUUGCAACGAGUGUUCGUGCUAUGGAGGAAGAAGUUACAACGAAAGCGGAUGCAUAUGCAACUAUGCUUCUUCAAAGUGCUGAGACGUGUAAUGAUGAUGGGGUCUGCAUUGAAGUUAAAGUUACUGCUGCAGCACCCCUUAGGAAGGUUAUUGUGCAAGAGGUUUUAGCGUGUAAAGCAACUUGGGUUAUACUUGAUAGGCAUCUGAGAAGGGAUCAAAGGUUCUAUCUGAAACAAAUACCUUCAAAGCUUGCAUUAAUUCAAGAUAGCUUGGCUGUGCAAAUCUUGAGAUCUCAUACAACAAAUGAAACUGAUGCACUUAUAGAGCACAAGUUGGUUUACUCCAUGUCAGAAUCAGUUCCCCAACAGAAUACUCAACCUGCAGAAAAUCCUGAUCAGCAGUCUAUCUCCAGUAUUAAAAGCUAUCCUCAAAUCCACGGCUCCUCGGAUAGCGAUUUGAUUUCUUCAUCCAUUUAUGGUUCACGGGAGCAUUGCUUUCCAUGGACUCACUCUAAGCAAGAAAAAUCAGGUCAGCAACUUUCUUCACCUUCUCAGAGUACAAAAAUUCCACAGCAUAAGAAUCUCUUCCGGAAGAGAUCCUCAGGAGCUCCUGUUCUUUGUGCUGCAGGUGGGCUGAGGACUGAGUUGUAUAUCAAGGAUUCUAUUAAAUACAGUUCUCUCGAAAUUCAGCAAGCAACAAAUGAUAUAUCAGAGGAAUAUGAUUUAAUUGGAAAGGGUGGAUUUGAUAUAUCGAAACCCACAAGACUAAUCCUCUGAUGUUCCUGUUGCCUCUAAGAGACGUAUGAACAAAAAUAAGUAUUGACAAAACUGAAAGUGCUCUCAAUGAGUAAGACGUCAAACAACAAUCUAAUCUCAUAUUUUAUUCAAUAAAAAUACUUGCUACAUUUAUAGAAUUUUAAGUAAACAAAACAACAACUACUUCCGAUAAAACAGGAGAAAGAAUUGGUCAAAUUAACAACUACAACUUAACUAGUCAUACUUGCUAAAGACCAGCCCACACGCCACUUCUUUGCUGAAGACCAGGUAAAUAACAGUCCUGGUUUGUUAUUCCAACAUUCUCUCCUUCAAACUAGGACUGGUUAAUCUCUCCUUCAAACUGAAUUUCCUUCAU
Molecule: messenger RNA, 1373 nt
Organism: Pistacia vera
Lineage: Eukaryota; Viridiplantae; Streptophyta; Magnoliopsida; Sapindales; Anacardiaceae
Exons: 4
Coding region: 38-1018 (326 amino acids)
Biological process (GO): aromatic amino acid biosynthetic process
Molecular function (GO): 3-dehydroquinate synthase activity; oxidoreductase activity
Source: RefSeq, a predicted model, not a curated record